AUGGCAGGAAAGGAUUCUACUAUUGUUAUUGAGAACUCCUCAGACUUUGGCCCCUACCAGCACGACUCGCAUGAAGCGUCAGAGGAGGGAGACUCGACUUUUGUGGGCCAGGACGAAGACCAGAAGAGUCGCGAUAACAGUGAAGAGGACAACGAUGAAGAGGACUUUGGAAGAAGUAGUACUGAGCAGGAGAUAGGCGAUGUGAUUGAUGAUGCAGAGGAAGACGGAGAAGAAGAGGAAGAGGAGGAAGAAGAGGAAGAGGAGGACGAAGAGGAUGAGGAGGAAGCAGAGGAAGAGGAGACUUUGGAUCCCCAGGUCGCUGAAGACAUUGAAGUGUUUACCCGCUCACUGAAAGAGGUCUCUGAGAGAUUUCGAAUUAUAGGGAAGAUUGGCGAAGGUACCUUCAGUACUGUUUACAAGGCUGAGGAUACCAAAUAUGACCUCUAUGACAAUGCGUGGGAUCUGGAUCGCACACCAGUCAAACGCAGGAGGAACUCUGAUGCAGAAGAGCCAGCUGUGAAGAAACAAAGAAAGCACCAGGAGGGAGGCAGCCGAAGAAAGAAGCUCGUUGCGAUCAAGAGAAUUUAUGUGACUAGCAGUCCACAGCGUAUUCUGAACGAGCUCGUCCUUUUACACACGUUAUCCAAAUGCGAUGACAUUGCCCCUCUGAUUACCGCUUUCCGAGAUCAAGACCAGGUUGUUGCCGUACUCCCCUACUGUCAGCAUUCUGAUUUCAGAUCAUUUUACCGAGAAUUGCCCAUCCAUGAAUGGAAGUUCUACCUGAAAUCGAUUUUCACUGCUCUUGAGCACGUCCACAAGCACGCUAUUCUGCAUCGCGACGUGAAACCGACAAACUUUCUGUACGACAUAACCAAACGACGCGGUGCUUUGGUCGAUUUCGGAUUAGCAGAGCGCGAGGUGCUGGAGCCGGAGCAUUGCGCGUGUAGAAAGCAUAGCGAUCCUGCGCGACACCUUACAGAUAGACAAUCAUCGACGGGAUAUCUCAAGAAUGACACCAGACCCGGACGUCGCGCGAAUCGAGCAGGCACUCGUGGAUUCAGAGCUCCAGAGGUCUUACUCAAGUGUCUUAAUCAAACGACCAAGAUCGACAUCUGGUCGGUUGGCGUGAUUAUGCUCUCGUUUUUGGCCAAACGAUUUCCGUUUUUCAAUUCCACUGAUGACAUUGACGCCAUGAUCGAGAUUGCGACUAUCUUUGGAAAGCCAAAGAUUGCGGCCGGUGCUAAACUUCACGGCGCAAUUUUCGACACCUCUAUUCCCACCAUUCCGGAAGUACCUUUCCAAUUCGAAGACAUUGCUGUGUGGGCUGUCACUGGCGGCGCAGAGGACGGCGAGCUGACGACGGAGUUGCGCCAGACUUAUACCACUGACCCAGACUAUGUGCAGGCUUUUGAUCUUCUUAGAUCGUGCAUGGAAGUAGACUUCCGGAAGCGCAUUUCAGCUACAGAAGCACUUCAGCACCCAUAUCUUGCAGAUAUCUGA
Myxozyma melibiosi is the source of this 1500-nucleotide messenger RNA. RefSeq names its product kinase-like domain-containing protein. The transcript is spliced from 7 exons. Gene Ontology annotation, cellular component: nucleus. NCBI's taxonomy places the organism in Eukaryota, Fungi, Ascomycota, Lipomycetes, Lipomycetales, Lipomycetaceae. Gene Ontology annotation, molecular function: ATP binding; protein serine/threonine kinase activity. Gene Ontology annotation, biological process: mitotic DNA damage checkpoint signaling; protein phosphorylation. The coding region runs from base 1 to 1500 and encodes 499 amino acids. The record is from RefSeq and is a predicted model, not a curated record.